Molecule: messenger RNA, 1878 nt
Organism: Bactrocera oleae (olive fruit fly)
Lineage: Eukaryota; Metazoa; Arthropoda; Insecta; Diptera; Tephritidae
Gene: Jheh3
Product: Juvenile hormone epoxide hydrolase 3
Biological process (GO): epoxide metabolic process
Molecular function (GO): epoxide hydrolase activity
Source: RefSeq, a predicted model, not a curated record
CCUAUUAAAUAAGCAUGAACGCAAUAGCAACACGGCGAAGAGAAUACCCGUUAGCACAAGUCAUUUAGUAUGUGACCGGCAAUCAGAGCAAGUAGUCGCAAUUUUGGCAGAUUCUUCUUCGCUACGCAUAUUCAAGUAGCGAUUCGAUAAAGCAACGCAAAAAGUAACGUUAAUUAUUUCGGUUGUGUUAGUUUCGUGCAAUAGAGGUGCUGAGGUGUGUUGGACUUUAAUCAGCAUGAAGGCAAUUAUAUUUAUUGUCAUAUUGGCCAUUUCGGGGUUUUGGCUUUACCAAAGCGUCAACGAAUUCAUUAAGCCGCUACCGAGGCCAGAAGUUAGCAAUAACACUUACUGGGGACCCGGCAAACCUGUAAACUACGAAGCGCCGACAGAUAUUAUACCUUUUGAAAUCAAAUACGAUCAAACGAUUAUAGACGAUUUGCGUACGCAACUAAACCGUACGUGGAAAUUCACUGCCCCAUUAGAAAAUAUCAAAUUCGAGUACGGUUUCAAUUCGGAAGCGCUCAGACAUAUUGUGGACUAUUGGCGCGACUACUACUUGCUCAAAUGGCGAGCACAUGAAGAUUAUCUGAAUUCUCUGCCGCACUUUAAAACCGAAAUUCAAGGGCUGAAGAUUCACUUCAUACACGCAAAGCCAUCGGCGGAGGCGCAUAAAGUGAAGAAGGUGGUGCCGCUGUUAUUGCUGCACGGUUGGCCGGGCUCUGUGCGAGAAUUUUACGAGUUUAUAAAGCUGUUGGUGGAGGUGUCUGAUGUUAAUGAUUAUGUGUUCGAAGUUAUUGCACCCUCUCUAGUCGGUUAUGGGUUUUCCGACGCUGCCACUAGACCGGGCUUCGAUGCCCUACAGAUGGCUACUGUUAUGCGUAAUCUAAUGCUACGUGUUGGUUUUGAUAAAUUUCUGAUACAGGGUGGCGAUUGGGGCUCCAUCAUCGGCAGCGCCAUUUCCACACUUUUCCCGGAAAAUGUGCUUGGUUUUCACUCUAAUAUGUGUAUGUUGAACACACCACUAGCUAUGAUAAAAUCGUACAUUGCCAGUUGGAUGCCAGAGCGUUUCAUACCAGCGCGUUUCUUUUACAAUCAUCAUUUUCCACUAAAGGAUAAAUAUAAGUUUCUGAUCGUUGAGUCCGGUUACUUCCACUUGCAAGCCACAAAACCAGACACCAUUGGUAUUGCACUGGAGGCUAGUCCCAUUGCCUUAGCCGCAUACAUAAUGGAAAAAUUCCAAUUGGCAACUGGUGUUGGACGGAAUCAGGAAUUCAACGCUAUGGACAAAGUGUAUAAAUUAGAUGCUAUAUUAGAUAAUCUCAUGAUAUACUAUCUCACCCGAACGGUCACGACAGCAGGUCGGUUCUACGCUGAAAAUCUCGCAAGUGGCUCAAAGGCUCUGAGCCUGGAUCGCGUGCCAACGAUAGUCCCAAUGGGUUGUGCGCGCUUUCAGUUCGACUUGCCUCCUGCCAUUGACUGGGCGCUCAAAGACAAGUUUCCGAAUUUGGUGCAUAGUACAUACUUUAACCAAGGUAGCCAUUUCGCUGCCUUGGAAUUGCCUGGUAUGUUGUAUAUUAACUUCCAAGAGUUUGCGAAGAAAGUCAUUAUAGAGUAAUUUAUAAUUUUUUUGUAUUCUAAAGGAGUAAUUUAAUUAAUAAGCAAAACAUGAAAAUACAGUUACUGCGAUUUUUUACUCAUCAGAAUAUUGCAUUACCUUCGGAGUAAAACAAAGGGAAACAGAAAAUUUUGUCAUCGCUCAGAUACCACAUUUAUAUUCCUACUUUUACAAAUAAGUUAUAAAUAUUACAAAUAUAUAAUAAAUAUUACGAAACACAUGUUCACAGCGCACGUACGCAUCUCCGAGCAUGCAACCCAACA